This is a messenger RNA of Corticium candelabrum, 2642 nucleotides long. RefSeq lists its product as uncharacterized. Gene Ontology annotation, biological process: signal transduction; proteolysis. The transcript is spliced from 14 exons. Gene Ontology annotation, molecular function: protein binding; cysteine-type endopeptidase activity. Lineage: Eukaryota; Metazoa; Porifera; Homoscleromorpha; Homosclerophorida; Plakinidae. The record is from RefSeq and is a predicted model, not a curated record. Bases 148 to 2427 code for a protein of 759 amino acids.
UGCGGUGUGUGGGCUAUAAUAGCUAGGAGAGGAAAACCCCGUCAUACAGUUUCUUGUUCUCUCUGUACCCGUUUCCGAAUCUUUACGUCUGUUGCUAGCGCUUCUUCCGUUUGUCAUUAUCAGGAUAGCUGAUUGCACAACUUUCCCAUGGCUCGCAGCACACCCGACUUGCCCAGUUCGCCGUUGAUGGUGCGGAGGUCCGACAGAGCGAGCAGGUCGCCGGAAUUCCGUCGUUCGUGGAGCCCACUCAACACUGGACGACAAUUCAACGACAUAGAGUCAGAAGCUGGAGCAACGAAGAAGUCCCGACGCUCCAUCAGCGACACGAGACCGCCAAACAUACGCAAAACGAGCAGCUCCGACGCGCCUCCAGGACAGCUCGUGAAAAGCACGAGCGAACACCAUCUAAAUCGCACCAGCUCGCUGUCCGACGUGAUGCGAAGGCAGGCGUCGCUAGGCGGCUCCAUGACACAGCUACCGCACGAGGUGAUGCUCGAAAUUAUAUUGAGACUGAACGCCGAGAAUGCGGUCGCCGACUGGCGCGAGCUCGCGAAGCAAUACGAAAUGACAGAGGUGGAAAUCGAUGAACUAGCGUCGACAGGAAGCGAGCAGCCGGCGUCGGCUCUUCUUCAUCGGAUGGUGCGAGCCGGAUUGACGGUCAAAUUGCUCGUGACAUACUUGAAGAACAUCAGUCGUGAGGACAUCGUCGAGGUGCUGAGGAAGGCGAAUAUCUGGUCGUCUGAGGAAGACCUACAACAAGAAGGAAAAAGAAAUCAUAUCAGUCCUAAUACGAGCGGCAGCAAUUUGUUGAAAGGUCUCAGUCGCGGCAAUUUGGAUUCGGCGGCGUCGGACGGACAUCGGCCCGUUUUUCCGAGUCCGCCGCUCUCUCCAUCGGCUGCUUUGCAGCGUCGCAGUCUGACUGCUUCUACUAGGCGAGCAAUGACGUUGCCGUCCAGCUCUCCAUCUCCUCUCUCUCGUUCCUGGUCGAUGUUCAAUGGCUUCCCGAAAGUUGAUCAGUCUCCUAGAAUACCGCAUACCAUGUCAAGCGAGAGGCUUUCAAGAGUGUCUCAACUUGAUUUUCAAAGUAUGAUGGAAUCCUUACCAACUCUAGAAGAGCCAUCUGAUAUCAAGAAAGUUGCUCUUGUUAUUGGGAACUCCAACUAUCGUCUAGAGGAGCUGAAACUGCAGACGCCCGAGAACGAUGCAUCAGCCAUUGAAACUAGACUGAAAAGCUACGGCUGGAAUGUAAAGUGUCGGCUGAAUGUGCCGCUCUCGGUCAUGAAGAAGGACUUACAGUCUCUGUGCGAUUCUUGUUGCCGCGAUCGAAAUAGAGCUGUGUUUGUUUUCUAUGCUGGCCAUGCAGUCCAGAUCGAUGGAGAGAAUUAUGCUCUCCCGAUUUCCAUUCAGAACGUUAAGUCGUCAUCGUAUGUCAAGCAGUACGGACUGAAUCUGAAUUCGUUACUGAAAGGACUACAAUAUUGCUUGAUGAGCGUCGUGGUUGUCAGCUCCGGUUACUUUAUUCCAAGCUGGAGAGGUGCCUCCGGUCUUGCGGUUCCAUCGGUGCCACCGAAUUGUUGUUUCGCGAUGUCAUACCCUCCUAGUCAAGUGCACAGAAAUGAGGAAGGCUCCAUUCCAGGAUGUUGUCCGUAUGUUAGUCGAUUCGUUCAGCAAUUAGAACGGGAUCAGGACCAACCGCUGGAAGAGCUACUGAAUGCGGCGGAGUCUGAUGCGUUUGGUCCGUGUCACUUUUGUCACAGCUUGUCAUUGUUGAGGAAGUUUGCAUUCCAAAGUACAUACAAGAAGAGGUUGAAGAAUGCCGAUAUGUGUUACGCGCUCAUUAUUGGAAAUAAAAACUUGCGAUCGCCGUAUGCGGAUGAAGCGACAGAAGCAACAGACCUUGCAAACUAUCUAGAACACAUAGGAUGGAGCGUAACGAAAGAGGAGAAUGUUGUUUCUGCUCGGCUGGUCGAUGUCAUAUACGACUUUCUUUACCAGCCCAACAUCCAGGCGGACGAGAACUGCACUGUGAUGGUCUUCUUCGUAGGACAAGCGAUUCAGACGGAUGACAAAGUAGUUUUCAUCAAGGGUUCUGACUCGGGAGGCAGUCUGGUCUUUCCAGAGCUGUGUGAAAAUGCCGUUGUGUUGGAAGACGUGAUGUUGAUGAUGGCCGAAGUUGUCGCCGGCCCGAAGUUACUGACCGUAGGCGGAUCGUGGAACGUGGACGUCGAGUGCCUGGAACAGACGUCGUUCGAAGUUUGUCCCUGGCACAACAUGCUCGUCUCCAUCUUUGCCACAGAGUCGGGAGUCAUGAGCAGAUUUGUACCCGGACUGAUUCAACACUGGAAACGAUACCCAGAUGCAUCACUCUUGGAGAUAAUACAAACUACCUUACCACACUCGAACUGGAGCUGCCUCUUCCAGGUGUAGUGUCUCAAGUUAUGUGUACAUAAAGUGCGUUUGUUCGUAUACCCAUAGUACUGGCGUAAAACCUUUUUAUAAUGUAGUGGUCACUUAUAGUGGUUAUGUUCUGCUUGGGUGAGUUGUUUUAUAUAGUCGUGCCAUAAAAGUUGGAGCCAAGCAAGCAUGUAUGAAUGUUACACUAAUUUGAGGUGAUAUUGUAAUGAAAAAUGUAUCAGCAGCCA